AUGAGUAACGAUAACAGCGGUAACGAUAUUAAAGCCAAAACUACAGGCUCGCCAAUGGAUUGGAAACUUAACUUUCUGGCUCGCUAUAUUCGGAAUGAAGGUGAUUCUAUGGCCAAUGGAUCCAAGUCUUUAAUAAACGAAAUUAAAGGCCCCCGAAUGAUGAUGGCUAGAGCCGCUCCGCAGCAGACUGUGGUCUCACCAGUGGAAGAGCCAAGCAGAAGAAGUUCAAUCGACUCUAUGACUUCGAAUGACAGUCGCUGGAGCGAAAGCAGACGAAGUUCUGUUGUAAACACCCAUGAAAUAUCUCGUCGUCCAAGCAUCGGUAGCAAAAAAAUGGGAGACUUCGACGAGAAGUUAGUAUUUUACUAA
This is a messenger RNA of Komagataella phaffii GS115, 369 nucleotides long. RefSeq lists its product as hypothetical. The transcript has a single exon. The coding region runs from base 1 to 369 and encodes 122 amino acids. The record is from RefSeq and is a predicted model, not a curated record. Lineage: Eukaryota; Fungi; Ascomycota; Pichiomycetes; Pichiales; Pichiaceae.